UGGUGGUGUUUAUUUACAAAUUCCUGACGUGGAACUAACGCUUCAGAUCAAAUCAGAUUAGAAUAGAAAUAUUUAUUUUUUUGGAGUCAGAUCUGGAAUUUCCUUAAAAAAUUCAUGUUUUAAAUUUAUCUAUUGCUAUUAGAAUUACUGUAUUCUUUUAAUUUUUGACGAUUUUUAAAAACGUGUUCAAAGUGUUGUGUUAUACGUGUACAUGUAUACUAUUUAGUUUGAGAUCUGUUCUAUUUGAAAGUGAAGAUGUGCUGCAGGUUUACGUGUGUAUUUUAUAUAGAUUUGUUAUGUUCGUUCAUGCUCAAUAACUACGACAGUUUUGCAAAUUAUGUAGGAACAAAACAUAAAAAAGAAACGGACAUAUUAAUAAAAAAAGUAAGGAUCUUACUACUUCGGCUAGGGAUUGGAUAUUUGAUCAACAUAGCAUGCUUUCUUAUUGUUUGUUUUGUCAACAGAAAAACUAAAGACGAAGGGGAAGGCGGAUUCCUGUUAUUUUGUUCAAUCGUAAUUUUUGCAGUGUGUUUUUAUGCCUUUAUAACUUUUUCACUAGUAUACAGAAUUUCAAGAUUUUCAAGUAUUGUGGACAACUCUAAAGCUGAAUAUAAAGUCUCAAAAUAUCAAAAGUUCAUGAUGGUGUAUAAAUGUCUGGAUGUUAUUUUCGACAUUGCGGUGUUGCUUUAUAGUUUCAUUUUAUCAGAUUGGAAAUUAACAGCAUUUACUAUCGCGGCUACGGCGGUGUUAUGUACCGAUGUGGCACUGAAUGUAAUUGUGUUAAUUAAAAACUGCUGUUCCGACGAGGAAAGAAGCGAUAAGUAUCGUUCAAGUGAAAAUAAUCCAGCGUUUGAAAUACCAGAGGAUGGAUCGAAUGCUAUGCAUCGUAUUGAUGAUUAUAGAGAAGAAAGCGUGUCAUGGGAAGGACCAGAUUUGGAAAGACUGCCACCUAAGACUGUUUCGUUAUCUGACACUAGUGUUAACAGAAGGUCAAAUAGAGAAACAGAUUAUCAGCAGAAAUCGGUAGAUAUAAAUUAUGUAAACAGCAAAUAGAUAUUGAUCUGCAAAUGUUUAAAAACAGAAAAUGGUAGGUAAAUACUUUAGCAUAUGCUUACGUCUAUAAACUACAAAAUUCUUGAGAAAAGAUUUAUUUAUUGUAGAAUAAUUUUGAUGAAAAAGGGUGUAUUUGUUAUUCAAAUUUAAAUAGAAAACAAAAAAUGUGGAUAUCGAUUUAAUUAUUUCUAAGAAAACUAUAUUGCGUGAUUCUCAGAAAAGUAAACAAUUAGGUUAUAAGUUCAAGUACUGUAAGUUGUAAGCAAAAUGUGAAUUUAUAUUUUAAUUUAUUACUUUUCAUAAGAAUUACAUAUUUCAUUCAUAUACCGAAGCGAAAAUGAAAGAGCAAAAAAGGUUUAUACCCCAAAACAAGUAAAUAUAUAUUUACAUUUUUUUAAUAUUAAGAUAAAUUUUAAUUACUUUUGCUCAUCCAGAAACUGCAAAAUAUUGCCUUUGCAUAUAGGGCGGUAGUAAGAAAUUGGAAAUUGUUCUUACUCACUCAUAUUUUACGAUGUAUGUGGUUUAAAGAGGGGCCAAGGUGGAAUUGAAUUCCUGAUUUGUUGUUGUAAAAAUUGAUUAGAAAAAAAUCAUAAAUGAUUUUAUGUUUCAUAAUUCACUUAUAGUCACACAGAGUAAUUCACGAAGUACACGAGAAAGUGAAAGAGCAAAAGUUUGAAAUGCACCCACCUCAUACCUUACAGGGAUGUGAAAAUGUGGAUAGAAGAUCAAUGAAAGACAACCGUCUACAGCAAACGUCAUCGUACCAAGGAAUGCAUACAGACAGUCAAGAUCUAUUUGAUAGAGGAAGAGGUCCACACGAUGGCAUUCCGCAAAAGUUUUCGGAUUCGUAUGAUCAUGAUGAUGAGUUUGAACAAAGAAAAACAGACAACACUGAAUUUUACAAACAAUCGAACAGUGAGAGACCGCCUCCUUAUUCUACGGUAAUUAAGGAUAAAAACAACAGAGACCACGACGUUUCAGAAGAGAAAGAUCAAGAGAAAUAUAAAGAAAAAUUCGAGUCAAAAAGGAAUAAAGAUAUGAAAAAUUCUAACAUUGAGCAUGUUGAGAGAAACGAUCGUAAUGCGAUAGAAUCUAGACGUACUAGUAGACGUGUCGACAUUCAAGAAGAGGAAUUGCACGACGAACACGAGCAUGUAAGGAAUAUUGAAACGAAAAAAUCGAACCUGGAAAGGGACAAUCUCUAUUCUUUAGAAUCUAGACCCACCAACAGACUUGCAGACGACCCAGAUGAGGAAAAUCAAGAAGAACAUGAGCAUAAAACGUGUAUUGAAACAAGGAAAUCGAACCUAGAAAGUAGCAAUCGUUAUUUUAAAGAACCUGGACGAACACAAAGUAGUGUUGAUGUUCAAGACGAGGAUUUUCCGGAAGAAUACAUUCCUGCAAGUACCAAUGAGAUACACAAAUCGAACCUAGAAAGUAGCAAUUGUUAUCCCAUAGAACCUAGACAUACACAACGUAGUGUUGAUGUUCAAGAAGAGGAUUUUCCUGAAGGAUACAUUCCUGCAAAUACCAAUGAGAUAAACAAUAUUGAAGAUUCAUCUGAAUAUUGUGAAGAACCGGAAGUAGAAAAGUCUCCUGAUGUUGUCAAAGCACAAGUUGCAACGUCCGAUUUUAAUACAUCAUCAGAUUGGGUCGAAUUCGAAGAAAAAUUUUCUGAUGCAGUCGACAAAGACUUAAUUGAGGAUUGUGAAGUGUAGUACAGAAGUAAAAUCUUAUUAAAUAACACGUCAGCUAGAGUCUGAAUAUAACUAUGGAUUAUCUAUGGUUUGGAAAAAACGCGAGGGAGGUUUUCGACAGUGUCAUUAAACGGCAAUACACUUUAGAUAAGAUAUAGCGGAUAAUAAACGUGACCAAGUGUGAAAGAUGAACUGUUCAGGAAAAUAAUAAAUGUCUGUAUAACAUGUAUAAUAUUUUCAAACUAAUAAAUCGUUGUUUUCAUAGGCCACCUCAAUAAUGCUAGCUAAUGGGGUCAUCUCUUUUUCACAAUACUUGACUGAAGAAAGAUUCAAUCUCAGUCGUGUAGUUUUAAAUAGAAGAUUAUUAUACAGAGAAACAAAAGCAUAAUUUAAGAAAAUAGCAAUUGUGUACGCCAAUAUUUAUCAAAAUAUCAUCACUAUUCAAAUAUAUGAAAAUAUGAAAGCUGUCAUCCGUUCAUAUACAAUAAUGAGUACUGGUAUUCAUUUAGUUUAGACAACAUAUUCAAUAGUUCAAGCAGAAGUUGUAUAUUUAAACAUUUUUAAUUUUGUUUAUAUGCAUUGACUUUCGAUUUUCGAAAUUACAAUAUGAUCACGUUGGUCAAUUUCCAAAUGCAAUCAAUUAACAGUUUAUAUAAAAUAAGAUAAAUUCCAUUUCAGAAUACACCUGUCUAGGUGAAAAAAGUGAAAUCUGCAAGUUAUCAAA
Molecule: messenger RNA, 3474 nt
Organism: Mytilus californianus (California mussel)
Lineage: Eukaryota; Metazoa; Mollusca; Bivalvia; Mytilida; Mytilidae
Exons: 19
Coding region: 1731-2771 (346 amino acids)
Source: RefSeq, a predicted model, not a curated record